GCCGAUACUUGAAGCUCGGAAUUGCAAAAAAGAAAAGUAGGACUCAGGAGAAUCCCAAUUUGUUUUCCUUGGGAAAUAACUUAGAAAAUGUCUCUGAGGCAUCGUCAUCUCAGACAAAUUUCUAGCCUUUUGCCCCGUUUUUCCUCAGGCUAUCAUUAUCAACCGUCUACACGAUCACUCAACUCAGUAGCUUCCUCCUCGAAUCGUUUCCUUCAUGAAUGCAAUGAAAUGAGCAAUAGAUUUUCCGAGAGAUUUUCAGUCUCUUUCAGGCACUCGACAAUUGCACAACCAUCUCAGGACCCUCCUUUUGAAUUCCAUUUGUUGUCUUUCAUUGAAUCCGCUUUUGAUCAGCUUCAAGGUCCUCAUCAUUGCUGGUUAAAUAGAGUUGACGAAAACAAGGAUUCGUUAAAAAAGGAUGGGACGUUUUUAAUUGUUGCCACAAGGUUCUUUGAGAAUUCGGAGAAAGUAGGAUGUGAUGUGGUUGUUAUAUUUGAAAAAGUGAAGUUACUUCAGCAGAGGUUUCCUUGGCUACGAGUUAUUGGUUUCCAGGAUUGCAGUUCACUUUGCUCUGCUGAUGAUCGAAGUCAACUUGUUCAAUUGAUAAUGAAAGAAUACAUUACUAUUCCGCUUUUGUUGUCAAACAAGAGCUUUUCUGAGUUGGGAGAUGGAGCAUGCUACAUUUUAUCUAAAGAUUUUAAGAAUCCUCUAAUUUUCCAUGAGAAGGACCUGGAGCUAGCAAUGCUUAACAAAGUCAUUGAGGAGUUAAGCACGCAAAACCAAGUCAAUUCUAUUGCACUUCAUAACUUGAAAAGCUCCUGGUCAAAAGAAGCAGAGAUCAUUAAGGAACCCCAUUUUUGCUCUGCACUGCAGAAUUUACUUCUUUACUUCCCAGCAUGCAUCUCUGUGGAUGAAAGUGGCGAGCGUCUGUUCCUUUCUGACAGCAAUCACCACCGGAUAAUCAUAUUUGAUGGAGAUGGGAAGAUUUUGGACAGUAUUGGUUCUUGCCCAGGUUUUGAGGAUGGGGAAUUCGAGUCUGCAAAGCUGCUUCGCCCAGCUGCUUCCUUUUAUCAUGCCACUGAAGAUCUCCUGUAUAUUGUGGAUUCGGAGAAUCAUGCCAUCAGGAGAGCUGAUUUGGAAAGGAGGGUUUUGGAGACGGUUUAUCCAACAUCUAGCCUCAACAAGAAAAGUAAUAGUUUGUGGACGUGGAUCAGAGAUAAGCUGGGUUUUGGAAGUGAUGCUGAUGUGAAGUAUGAAAAGCAUGGUUCCCAUACACUAUUGUGUCCUUGGCAUCUGAUAAAGUCUGAGGAUAAUAAUUUUUUAAUUAUCAGCCGAAGCUUUCAAACUUUAUGGGUCAUGGAAUUUGCAUCGGGAGAAAUAAUAGAAGUUGUCAAAGGAUUUCCAAAUAUUUUGGAGCUCUGCAGACACUUGAUCAUGGAGAAAUUAUCCCUCUUGAAAAAGAUGCCAGAUUAUCUGUUGCAAGAUCAAACUGAUACUAACUUAGCACUAGAGGGGUUUCCAUAUACUGGUCUCAUAUCAAGUGUUACAACCUUCCAAAAUCACGUAGUCAUGUGUGACACUGUUGGCCAGGGAGUUCUGAAACUAAGUAGAGAAUCUGGAAUCUGUUCAAGUUUCCAGUUUUCUAAUCUGAGGAUCCUUGGACUCCCCUAUUGGUUGUCCUUCCCUCUGGAAAGAUUUUAUGCCGCUGCUGCAGGACUUUCCACAGGACAAACUGAUCAUAUUCAGCAAUUGAGUUUGUUGCCAGGAAGGGUUGACAUUCAGUUAAGCAUAGACAUCCCUGCAGACACUGAACUGGUAGAACCUUUGGAUGAAAGUUGCAUAUGGUGCCAGGCAAGGGGGGCUGCUACUGAAGUCUCGGUAGUGGAGGGUGUGGCAGGAUCCGCAGAGAAGGUUGGUGUUGCUCAACAAUGGUAUGAUGAACUGGACAAUCUUGCCUUUUCAACUCCUGAAUCAGAAUUGGUAAUGGAGGAUGAUAUUGCUACUACAGAUACAAAUUCUGAAGAUCAAAGAAUUCACAUUGAUUGUGUUGUUAACACAAGUCCUGGAACAAGCGAGGUUAUCAUUUAUGCAGCACUGUAUCUAAAACUUAGAAGAAAUCCUGUUUUACAAGAUGACAAUCAGGAGAAAUUCGCCGCAAGGGUAGCAGAGAUUUUAAACCCUGAGAGAAUUGAAGACUUUGGUGCCAAUUCUUGCAUUCAAUUCUUGUUAAAAUCUAACAUAGAUUUGAGAGACUUCAUAUUCAUAAAACCUUUGCAUGUGAGAAUAAAAUUUAAUUGUCAAGAUCACCCAAAAGCUGAUAAUUCAAAAGACAUCAUCUUAACAGACUCCUCCAUUAAUAUUGAUGUAUCCCUGAAGGCAUGAUCGCUGCUGCUCUGUUAACUCCAAGUAUGUCACAUCCCUGUAAUCUAGAACUGUUGUAUUUAUUUUUUUGGGAAAAUUAUGUAAUAAUAAUCCCUUCCAUUUUUUUUCAUCA
This is a messenger RNA of Theobroma umbraticum, 2491 nucleotides long. RefSeq names its product NHL domain-containing protein. The record is from RefSeq and is a predicted model, not a curated record. NCBI's taxonomy places the organism in Eukaryota, Viridiplantae, Streptophyta, Magnoliopsida, Malvales, Malvaceae.